AUGUCAGUGGAACAAUUUGACAAUUUAAAUAGAUUAAAGCCAAAAUUAAAAAAACGUAGUUGUAGAGAACUUCUACCAACGGAGAUACGUAUUGCGGUGACAUUAAGUUUUCUCGCUCAUGGAGAUAGCGUGACCACUACCUCUUUAUUUUAUCGAAUAGGAAGAUCAACUGUAUACAGCAUUAUUCCCGAAGUUUGUAAUGGUAUAUGGGAAGUAUUGCAACCAACAUACCUCCGAUGUCCACAAGAAGCACAUGAGUGGCUAAAAAUCGCAAAUGAGUACAAUAAUAAGUGGAAUUUUCCCAAUUGUCUUGGAGCAAUUGAUGGGAAACACUGCCGAAUUCAAGCUCCACCAAAUUCGGGUAGUGCUUUCCACAAUUAUAAGGGAUAUUUUAGCCUCGUAUUAAUGGCUAUCGUAGAUGCUUGUUAUCGCUUUAUUUGGGUCGAUAUUGGAAAUUAUGGUUCACUGAAUGAUGCUGGAAUCUGGUCAAAUACAACAAUAAAACAAGCAUUUGAAAGUAAUACUCUAUCUGUGCCAGCAGCUUAUCCUGUGCCUAAUACGAAUUAUCCGUUGCCAUUUUCUCUUGUUGGUGACGAAGGCUUCCCACUGAAAACAUAUUUAAUGCGUCCAUACGCAAAAAGAAAUUUACAAAAUAAUGAACAAAAAAUAUUUAAUUAUCGAUUGUCGAGAGCACGCCGAAUUGUCGAGAAUGCUUUCGGCAUUCUUGUAGCACGAUGGCGAAUAUUACAAAAACCUAUAGCUCAGAAAUUAAGUACUGUAGAAAAAAUUUUGCAAGCUAUAACUUGUUUGCAUAACUAUAUUAUAAGCACCAACUUAAACGAUAAUAAUUAUUUACAUGAUGAAAUGAUAGAUAAAGGAGUAGAUGGCGAAAUAAUAUCAGGGAAUUGGCGAAAUGAAAUUAGAGAAAAUGGUUUUAUUAAUCCUUUAGGACGAGUUGGUGCCAAUAUCGGUACAGCUGCUGCUAUGAGACAACGAGACAUUCUUGCUCAAUAUUUUGUUUCAGCAGAAGGGAGUAUUCCAUGGCAGUGGCAACGUAUAUUAUGA
Trachymyrmex cornetzi is the source of this 1065-nucleotide messenger RNA. RefSeq lists its product as uncharacterized. NCBI's taxonomy places the organism in Eukaryota, Metazoa, Arthropoda, Insecta, Hymenoptera, Formicidae. Bases 1 to 1065 code for a protein of 354 amino acids. The record is from RefSeq and is a predicted model, not a curated record. The transcript is spliced from 3 exons.